Molecule: messenger RNA, 1864 nt
Organism: Nomia melanderi (Alkali bee)
Lineage: Eukaryota; Metazoa; Arthropoda; Insecta; Hymenoptera; Halictidae
Biological process (GO): detection of chemical stimulus involved in sensory perception of smell; sensory perception of smell
Cellular component (GO): plasma membrane
Molecular function (GO): olfactory receptor activity; odorant binding
Source: RefSeq, a predicted model, not a curated record
CCGUUCGUAGGUGAAGCGCAUUUUCCUGUUGAUCAAAAGCGACAAGGAACAGUACCAGGACCUGCCGGAGUCACGACUUCUCGCUAAAUACGAUAGGCAGGGAAGACUGAUCGUUCGUAUCUUUGGAGGAUAUCUCACCCUCGCGAUACUGCUAUUCCUGUCGCUCCCGUUGCCGGAAAUCAUAAGGGACGCGAGGAACCGCGGGAACAUCACCGAGCCGAAACUGCUGCACCCGAUGGAGUACAACAUCGACCAUUCAAAAUAUUACUACCACAUCACGGUGCACGCUUACGCCGCGUCUGCUCUGACGGUGUUCGUUAUCGUCGCGCUCGAUUCGUUCUUCAUUGUAGUCAUCCAACACUCCUGCCUACUAUUCGCUAUCACAGGAUUUCAGCUGAAAACCGCUCACGUCUUGAAUGAGAGUAUCCUCUGCCACGAUGACCAAUGGAAAGUCGUGAACGUCGGAAGAUUCACGACGCGAGAACAGAGCCUCGUGUUCCGGAAAGUUCUACGUGUUGUCGCGGGGCACAUGUCGGCCAUGGAAUACGUAAACCUUGUCCAGUCAACGUUCUCCUCCGCAUUGUUCUUUCAAGUGUUCUUCGCUCUCGUAUGCAUGACCGUCAGCGCGGUGGAAAUACUGCAGAACAUGAACAACUAUGACAUUGUAUUAGGAAUGAUGCUCUGGUUGGUAGGCCAGAUAAUGCAUUUAUUCUUCCUCUGCUUCAAUGGACAAAGACUGUCGGACUAUAGCGAGAACGUCUACUACGAUGCCAUGGAGUGCGUGUGGUACACUUUUUGCGCGAAGGGUAAGGUCGUUUAUCAGUUCUUCGUUAUGAACACCAUCACGCCUCACCGGUUGGUCGCCAUGAAAUUGAUGGUGUUGGACAUGCAAACCUUUCAAGCGGUGAUACGUCUGUCGGCCUCGUAUCUCACGGUAUUGUUAUCGGCGGUAUAGGUAACGUAGGAUGAGGAGCUGGUAUAGUUGUACGGAGUGUGCCGGGUAUGUAGGAACUAUAUUUGAGUAUCCAAUAAAUCCGUUUGUUGUCCCCUCGACGCUAGUCGAUUUUCACCUGAUCCUUACGAGUAUAUUAACCCUGCUCGCGGAAUCUACGCAUUCUCUGGCCGAAUCUAGCGUACAGAGACUCACCGAAUAAGUUCUACCGACAAUGAGAACGCGGUUGAACGCGUCGCGGGUUCUUACUGCGCAUUUAAAUAUAACUUUUCUCCGACGCUUCGAGACUUUCAGCUGCCCGAUCAAUGAUCUCCGAACACAUUGAGCAAGGUGUCGCAGCAUGGACAGAACAGAAACUACUGGAGCACCUUUCCCGGCAACCACUACACCGUCGCACGAGCAACAUGUAAAACGACCACUCGAAUUGAUGCAGUGCAGUGCAGUUUGGUUGACAGGAGACAAACAGGCACACACACAUUCGCCCGCGAGAAACGGAAUAGAAAACGUGUUACCUCCGGUAUCAAUAGACUCGUAGCACCGAGGAUCAUCACCGUUUGCCUGAUUUUGCGGGCAAAUAUCGGCUGGAACGGCCACACGCCGAAGAACGACAUCAUCCGCUUGGUCAACGAGUAAGCCGGAUGAUCGAAGAAAUCCAUCACUGAUUCCGUCCCUGGUUUCCCUGUCUCUCCCGACAGGAUGACACGUCAUGCGACAACGACGACUAAAGCUGGCAACACACCUGUAGAUGAACGCCCGUCCAGAGACCGAGUCGUCGGUUGGCACGCGGAGCUAGGGGUCGCAUUAAAAUUUCCAUGAGCCCCCGCCGUGUCCGUCCGCGGAGGGAAGCACACGAGUGCGAGGAAAUUGCGAUCGAUCCAGCGGAAAUGACAUCUCUGUCAAUCGAGUAACGGG